Messenger RNA from Rhincodon typus (whale shark), 1924 nucleotides. Its product is annotated as zinc finger protein 239-like. NCBI's taxonomy places the organism in Eukaryota, Metazoa, Chordata, Chondrichthyes, Orectolobiformes, Rhincodontidae. The record is from RefSeq and is a predicted model, not a curated record. Bases 502 to 1374 code for a protein of 290 amino acids. The transcript has 4 exons.
UGGACAGAGCAGGAACUGACGAACAGCCGCAAAAACAGAAAGCACUGCGCAUGCUUCGGCACACUAUGGGAGCUCAUGUGAUUGACAUCAGCCCCAGCCCAAUAGGAGGGAAGGGGGCAGUGCUGGAGGACCGAACGGUAGCAGCGUGUCCUCCAACCAAUCGGAGCGAGUGAGGGGCAGUAGUGCGAAUGGAAGACGGCUGGAAGCCGGAGGAAAAUGGUGUUGGACAUUAAUUUGCAGAGCAGGAUCUCAUAACCAGUUGUACCAGACGCAGUGGAAUCAUCAAGGUCCGAAAAUCAUUGGCAUUUAACUGUGGAAGGAAAGAGGUUAUUUUGCAAUGAGAGAUUUCAAAUGAAACCACAUCCAGAUCUGAUGGUCAGUCUGUUUGUAAUAACCUAAUUAUCUCAGGAGUUUGAAAAUUGAAGGCAAAAAAGCAGUGUUCACAUUGGGAAGAAACACAGAUGGUCUGUGUAUGGAAGAGUCUGUGAAGAUUCAUCUGAAAUGUCCAAACACCAGCACAGUGACACUGGGGAGAGAUUGUGGAAAUGUGAGAAUUGCGGGAAGGGAUUUCUUUACCCAUCCCAGCUGGAAAUGCACCAACGCAGUCACACUGGGGAGAGACUGUGGAAAUGUGAGAAUUGCGAGAAGGGUUUUCUUUACCCAUCCCAGCUGGAAAUGCACCAACGCAGUCACACUGGGGAGAAACCAUUCACCUGCUCUGAUUGUGGGAAGGGAUUCACUCAGUCAUCCAGCCUGCGGAUACACCGGCGUGUUCACACUGGGGAGAGACCAUUCACCUGCUCCCAGUGUGGGAUGGGAUUCACUCAGUCAUCCCACCUACAGACCCACCGGCGAAUUCAUAGUGGGGAGAGACUGUUCACCUGCUCCCAGUGUGGGAUGGGAUUCACUCAGUCAUCCAACCUGCGGAGCCACCAGCGGGUUCACACUGGGGAGAGACCAUUCACCUGCUCUGCUUGUGGGAAGGGAUUUGCUCGGCCAUCCAGCCUGCUGAGACAUCAGCAAGUUCACGAUGGAGAGAGACUGUUCACUUGCUCCCAGUGUCGGAUGAGAUUCACUCAGCUAUCCAGCCUGCGGAUACACCAACGCAGCCACACUGGGGAGAAACCGUUCACUUGCUCCGAUUGUGGGAAGGGAUUCACUUUGUCAUCCAGCCUGCGGAUUCACCAGCGAAUUCACACUGGGGAGAGACCAUUCACCUGUUCUGAAUGUGGGAAGGGAUUCGCUCAGUCUUCCAGCCUGCGGAAACACCAGCGAGUUCACACUGGGGAGCGACCGUUCACUUGCUCUGUCUGUGGAAAGGGAUUCAUUCAGUCAUCCCACCUACAGAUACAUCAGCGAGUUCACACUGGGUAGAGACUAUUCACUUGUUCUAUAGGUGGGAAGGGAUUCACUCUGGUAAUCCAAACUGUUAUUACACCAGUGAAAUGACACUUUGUGUAAAAUAGUUUGCUGUUUGCAAACACCAGCAAAUUCGCAAAGAACUGUGGGUGAAGCGUUUUGCUUUUAAUCUCACCAAGGAAAGAACCUUGGUCAUUGGGCCAUUUGUAUUGAUGUUCUUAAACCCAGCUCUAUUAAAGGUGCUGAUAUUGUAGAUGAAAUGUUGAUACAAUUGCGUAUCUGCAUGGUAAGUUUUAGAAGUGAUCACAACGUCACUGUACAUCAACACAUUUACAUUGGGUAAAGACUGUCCACUUGCAUAUUGUUUGUAAAGUGAUUUUGUGGUUCAUCGGGACUAGUUAAACAGCAAUGAGUUCCCUAGUAACUGUCAAUGUUGGAUUUGGAUGCUAUUGUUAUCUAUAUCCAAACCACGCUUCCUGGACCUGUUUCUGAUAACGUUUAUAAACACUACAUGUUCAUUGACCUAUUUAGGAUGGAAAUAAUACAAAUCAACUUUUCGUUAAAA